GAGGAAAAGACAAACGUGAAAGUCGUGUCAUCAAUUAUAUUUGAGAAUUAAACUUUAUAGUAUUUUUUAGUGAUUUAUCUAAUAGUGAUAUUUUACAUGGAUAUUUGAGGAUAAACAUCGAAUUUAGUGCUAAAAAUGAUUAUAGAAAAUCCAGAUGCGUUCAAAACAUGGUUGACCUCCAUAUUGGAACCCCUAUGUGAUGCUGAUCCAGCAGCAUUAGCCAAAUAUGUCUAUGCACUUGUCAAGAAAGACAAGCCAUUGGAUGAGCUCCGUGAUGGAAUGCUUGAUCAGCUUGAUGUUUUCUUGCAGCAAGAGACUAAACCAUUUGUAGAGAUGCUGUUUAAGGCAUUGGAUAGCCAGGAGUACCUAAAACCUGUUGAGGAGAAGAAAGAUGAAAUGGCAAUAGAACCCGAGGUACCAGCUGAGGAGCCACAACCGGAGAAUCAUGUGGCUCCAAUGCCUACGGAGCCUGAAGAGAAGCAACGGAACCACUCUCCCCCUGCUGCAGAAGUAAAGGAGCCUCCUCGACACCGAGUGGUUGUGGCAAGGAGACCUCCGCAACAUGAGCAUACUCUAGUCAAGGUAUUACCUACUGAACUGUUAGAAGAACCAGUGGAACCUCCAAGGAGAAGAGAUAGGAGGGGUGACUUGAUACGUGAUAAAGAUGACCGUCGCCGCCGCCGUUCCCGGUCUUGGGAGAGACGUUCCCGCGCGAGACGACACCCACGUGACGACGGACAUCCGGAUAGACGGUAUGACAAGAGGAGACCCUCACGAUCUCCAUCACCAAGAGGUCGGUAUAGGAACAGAAGUCCACCAACUGCAUUAUUGGAUAGACAGCCUAGCCGGUCUAGGUCAAGAUCUCCAGUGACUCGUGAUAGGGAUCUCGAGAGAGAAAGGGACAGGCUGCGUCCCGCGCGUGAGUUGGAGCGGGAUAGAAUGUCGCGCGACCGAGAGCACCGGGAUCGCUUGUCUCGCUCUAGAGACCGAGAAAGGUCUCGUGAUAGAUCGCGCGAUAGGACGUUAUCGCCACACGACACAAGAUUAGACCACACCGACACGUACAAACGGAGAUGUAGAGACUUUGACGUGAAAGGCUACUGUAUGCGCGGCGAUCUUUGCGAAUGGGAUCACGGUGUUGAUCCCGUUGUGCUGGAAGAUGCUGCUCUUACCAGAGUUCUGGCUUUGCCACCACCUGUACCAGAGUACAACCCGGCCACUCCGGACAUCUGGGUGGGAGGUGGCUUCGCGGCUUUCCCCCCCGCGCCUCACCCCCCGCCGGCGCAUCACAUGACGCCCAGGGAACUCGUGCCUAUACCUAGAGUACGCCAUGAAAUGCCAACUGGAGCGAUGGUACCUCCUGUGCCGAGACAUCCUCCACCGAUGAAGAAGAACUUUGACUAUAAUAGACUUGGCUCAACCAGGCCACCGUUGGUGGGAAAGGGUGUUAAUUGCUCCUUGGAAGUGAAGAAAGUGCCUCAUGGGCUCAACGACAUCACACAUCUGAACAACCACUUCAGCAAGUUUGGCAAGAUUGUUAAUAUUCAGGUUUGCUUUGAAGGCGAUCCCGAAGGAGCCCUUGUAACAUUCUCUAAUCCAACGGAAGCAAACGUUGCCUACAAAAGUACAGAAGCGGUGUUGAAUAAUAGAUUCAUCAAGCUGUUUUGGCACAACCCAGAGAGCAAACAAGAGAACGCAGCGCCAGUCGCUCAACAGAAUAACCAGAACAGCAAUCCACUGUCGCACAACAAAGUCUACAUCAACAAAGAUAACAUAAAGGCCAGUGAGCAGAAUAAACAGAAGGAAAAGUUGAAAGAGACGAACGGCGAAACAGAGAAAAAAGACGAGAAACCAUCGGACAAGUACAAGGAAGUGAUGGAGAGGUACAAACGUGCUCAGGUGCUUCUUCAGACGCAGCUGACACAGCAGAAGGUUACCAUAAGCAAGUUGGAGAGUGGUAAUGUUAGUGAAGAGCAGAAAACAGAAUUCCUGGAGACGAUAAAGGCUGCACAAGGGGCCAUAGAGAAAUUGAGGAAAGAACUUGUUGCAUACAAUGGCAUGAUCAAACAUUUGCAGGAGGAGAAUGUGUCGCGCUCCAUGUCUCGGCUACAACUGAAUCAGGGAAAGAAGCCAAAAACGGCUGCAGAGGCCCAAAAAGAGAUUUUGGAUGCUGAACUGGAUAUCAUUACAAAACAACAGGAGGGGCAAGACGUCACGGAAUUGGCGAAGAAAAUUGUUGACAUGCGACGCAAGAUGUCCAUACAGUUUCCAUCUCACACAAGCGUAAGAAAAAUCCACUCUAGGGGCGGUCGUUUUAACCCCGCAAUGCGUUACACGCGUAACGCAGCUGCACCGGCCCCGAAGACGUUCAGCGAUUUGUCUGUCGAUCACCGACCUCGUACUCUGUUGAUAUCCGGCUUUGAACCUGAUGAAUUGGAGGCCGUGCAGACGCAUUUCGCGAAAUUUGGAGAGAUUGUCGGUAAAGUCGUGAACAUGUCUGUCCCGGAACUGACAGUGCAGUACAAAAUUCGAUCCCAAGCUGAAAUGGCUCUGAUGCGUGGCAGGAACUACAAUGAUCGGACGCUCAGUAUAACGUGGGUAGCCAACAAUAAACCUCUUGGAGCAGCGCCAAGCGCGACCCAAAAUGGCGAUGCCCCAGCGCAGGAGAACAGCAAGGAUACGCAGAACCAGGAGCAAAGCGAGGACUUCCGUUUCGAUGAAGAAGAUGAGGAUGAAGCUGACGAAGACAGAUCUUGGAGGCGUUGACGCUGCGCUGGCCGCUAGCUAGACUAGCGAUUUAUACUAACACAUAAAAUUGACGUAUACAUUGACAUUGAAACUUAACUUAGGCCUCACUGUGGUUUGCAUUUUACCAGCAUUUUAACCGCAAAAGAAAUGCGGGUUUUUGUCAUAGAUUUUAAUAUUCAUAUACAACUUAACUUAUUAUUCACAUGUAUUAGUAGUGACAUACAUUUUUUAAUAUAUUAUAUUACAUAAGAAGUAUUUAUCACUUAGCUCAUAUAGAUGACAUAUAGUGGCAUUAACAGCUUUGCGGUUAGAAGCUGCGGAGAAAAUCACAGUGCGGCCUUUUAAUAUUCCUUAAUACUGGGCUAACUGUGAGCUAUAAAUUAUGUUUAGGAUUUGAAUUGUAUGUAUAAUGUUUCAAUGUAAAUACUUUUGCUAAAAAACAUAAUUUCAGAUGGCAAUCGGUCCCAAAUAGUUUACAACGCAUAUAUAAUUACAGACUAUAAAGCAUUUUAGCUAAUUUAAUAUCAAUAAAAUGCUAAUUUAAAUAAUGGCAAAGAUUCUGGGUCUAAUGAGAAUUUUGGAUUAAUAAAAAAGUGCUUCGAUUUCUUGGCACUGUUGAAGUAAAGGAAAACAUUUUGUAUCAAAUUUAACAAAGGCGACCUUUAAAUCUUUUUAGACUAUCUUCUCGUAUUGAAUAUCUUUAAAUAUAUUUCUACUGAAUUUUGGCAUUGUUUCUUCUGAAUAUGGAAAUGUUCUCUUCAAGUCGUGAAUACUACGUUGUAACUUAGACAAAAGUGUAAGCACGAAGCGUGACUGACGUCACUAUGGUCACGUGACCGACAGAUAUCCACCCCACUAGCUAGAUUCUCGGUCGUUCUUUGCGGUCUUUGUAUCUCCCAAUCAAUUUAUAAUGAGAAUUCAGAUAUUGCAUCGUUAAAGAAAAACAGAAUUUAUGACUCCUGUCGUUAUGUCAUUUACGUAUCAGUCUUACACAUUAGUGUCAAAGUUUAACUAUUUGAGUUUAGGACAUUAUGGAUUAGACUGAUAAGGUAGAUUAGCCUAGACUCAGGUUUCGUAAUUGCCUUGCAUUGGUCGUAAUUUCAAUUUACAGAAACAUAUUCCAGUUUCAAUUGUUUGACGUGUCUUCCUUACUCGUCCAUUCACCUGACUGGUGUUACGCGACAUAUACAGUGAUAGUAUAACCUAUAUGUCGUCGUCUCGCAUGAUUUUUACGAUGGAAGAUUUUGACGUCUAGAAUUGUCUGUGAAUAUAUUAUGAAGAAACGUGUCAAGUUGUUGCAUAAAGUGGUGGUUACACAAAAUCACCAUACGACAAGCGUGACACAAAGGAAUUUGUAUGGGAAUGACAUUAGCUCGUUUCACGUGACCAUUUACAUACAAAUGUUUUUGGGUGGUGGUGUCGCCAAGUGAUUUUGUCUUAAACCCCUGAAAUAGUCAAUUGUCAUAAUUGACAGUUUUGAUAUGUCUAAUUUUCUAAACGAUAGACGAACACAUAUAUAAAACUGUUGUUUAUAUGUUUAUGUACAGUUGAUUGGUGCAAUAUUAGGUAACUGUCAAACUAACUAAACAAUGACAAUACAGAUAAGUUAAGUCAAUCGCAGUCAAGUGAAAUCUUUGACAAUUGACUAUUUGAAAGAUGCAUGAAUUUGACUAGUUGACGUACAGUGACUUUGCCAUAGUGACUUAAAUGUUUAAAUAACUAUUUUAUCCUUAUUAAUCGAUAUUUAUAUUAUAUAUAAGAAUAAAUUCUAAAACAGCUGGAAACGCUUUAUAAAUUAAGUAUUUAAAAUUAAAGUAGCCUAUAGGAUUGUUAUACAUUAGGAAUAAACAAUUUUAAAUAUUUUUUUAUCUAUCUUGCAAUUGGUCUCCUUCAGUUAUUUUAACUAAUUUGGCACGGUAUAGUACAUACAGAAAAUACACCAUCUUGGAGAAAAGUUGUACUUUGUUUAAAAAUGGAAAUAGG
This is a messenger RNA of Pieris rapae (cabbage white), 4731 nucleotides long. It is a transcript of the gene swm, whose product is annotated as RNA-binding protein 26. Gene Ontology annotation, molecular function: metal ion binding; RNA binding. The transcript is spliced from 24 exons. The record is from RefSeq and is a predicted model, not a curated record. Bases 136 to 2766 code for a protein of 876 amino acids. Gene Ontology annotation, biological process: mRNA processing. Gene Ontology annotation, cellular component: nucleus. Lineage: Eukaryota; Metazoa; Arthropoda; Insecta; Lepidoptera; Pieridae.